AUGGAUGUUCAAGAGAUAUCGCUGAAUCGUGCCGAGAUUGCGGCGAGGAGAGACAAAGAUGACUUGCUUGCUUAUUUGGAUGAUCUGCUCGAGCACUAUCUCAAUACGUUGCACGAAUAUCACAAAGUCAUGGGUGAGCUGUCGACGCAACUCUCUUCGGGAUACAUGUCACUUGCCCAGGCGAACUUCCACAAUUCCUCCUCUGCAAUUCGAUACGGACAGGACUGUUAUGAUGAACGUAUGCAAGCAAUACGUAAAGUUCACGUUGCCGAACACGGGCGUCUCCUAACUGACCGUCCUCACUUCUCUAUCCAUCCACCUGACGCUACUCCUCGAAGCAGAAAAGCCCCGGUUUCUGAAGAACAGGAGCAUCAACCAGAAGACGAGGGAGUUGAACUUUCAUCAGCAACAAAAGACGAAGCAGAGACGACCCCUGAUGCAGACCAACGAUCGAACCAAGACCCAGAGGAGACUGAAAAAGAGAAGAAGUCAAGUGAGAAGAUUGCUGAUCCGCUCAAAUGGUUCGGAAUCCUCGUUCCGCCCGCUCUCAGAACUGCACAGUCGACAUUCGUGUCUGCAGUAGAGGGCCCGAUUCCACAGCUCGCUACUAUAGCAAAGGAUCUGAGAACGCAGGAAAUUGAAAUUGGACGGGUGAGGAAGCAGAUCAAGAAGAUGUAG
This is a messenger RNA of Pyrenophora tritici-repentis Pt-1C-BFP, 678 nucleotides long. RefSeq lists its product as uncharacterized. The record is from RefSeq and is a predicted model, not a curated record. NCBI's taxonomy places the organism in Eukaryota, Fungi, Ascomycota, Dothideomycetes, Pleosporales, Pleosporaceae. Gene Ontology annotation, biological process: vacuolar proton-transporting V-type ATPase complex assembly. Gene Ontology annotation, cellular component: Vma12-Vma22 assembly complex.